Messenger RNA from Sphaeroforma arctica JP610, 322 nucleotides. RefSeq lists its product as hypothetical. The transcript has a single exon. The annotation marks the transcript as partial. NCBI's taxonomy places the organism in Eukaryota, Ichthyosporea, Ichthyophonida. The record is from RefSeq and is a predicted model, not a curated record.
AUGAACUCCCUGGCUAUUUCGCUUGCGCAAUUCCGGCCGAAUCUCCUCCGCCCCUGCCUUUUUGUAGAUGACACACGCAUCCAGACUUUGCGGUCUGUUCGGCUGCAAGUCUCCUUAAACGCGAUUGAUGAUUGGGGUCGCCAAUUCGGUUUAGAACAAGGGAGUCUUAAGCCCGGGAGUCUUAAGCCCCGAAAGAAGUCGUCGAGUAUCCUGCAUGCGGUACCGCCUCUCCGUAUCAAAGGAGAUCUAAUUUCGCCAGCGCUAGUAGACUCCCCAAAUACAGACGCCUACUUAUUCCUACCAUGCCCUGAUACUUUUAAGA